AUGCACGCUGAGAAAGAGCGUAUACACGCACAGGGUAUGAAAGAGCGGAAGCUCUACUGGCAGUACCUCAAUGGGGAGUUAUCCAGUAGCAAUCGCGCGGAUUGGAGCCCUGCUGACCCAAGAAUGUCGCCCGCCUAUAUCCAUUGGAGCGUCGAGCCAACAUGGAGUUGCAACAUCAUGCAGCGUUUGGGGACACUUGGCGACGGUGGAAAGGAAAUGUGCGACGCUAAGCGGCUCCUAACGCACCGCCAACCUCUCGUGUACUCGUUUGGCUCCAAGCUUGAGUGUGAUUUUGAAAGGCAGCUGAAAAAGGAUUUCCCGACAGCUGAUAUACACGUGUUUGACCCGACACCGGGUGUUGUCGAAGGAUUCUCCUCAAGUCAAUGCUCGAAGCUGGUCUCGUUCCACCCUACUGGUCUGGGUGGGUACACAAAGUCUCUUUAUCUGAACGGCAUCAACAGCUAUGGAGGGCGCAAUGUCAAACUGGAGGAUCUGCUGAGCAUACAGGCGUCCCUGGGACAUCAGAACAGGGUCAUUGAUGUGCUGAAGAUAGAUAUUGAAGGUAGUGAGUUUGAUGCCUUCUCUCACCUUGCAGCUAAUGCCAAGAACUGGCCAGGUGCUAAGCUUAUCAUGCUUGAGGUGCACCUGGCCAACGAGAACUACGGUAGCAACUGGAAGAACGGUCUGAAAGUAUUCCAGAAGCUGUUCUCGGAUUUCAAUACCAUGGGUUUCCGUGUGUAUUACAAGGAGAUCAACCCUUAUGAUGGAAGAAGGUGUGUGGAAUAUGCCCUUAUCAACGACAAGUACUUGCGUUAG
This is a messenger RNA of Sycon ciliatum, 816 nucleotides long. RefSeq lists its product as uncharacterized. The transcript has a single exon. NCBI's taxonomy places the organism in Eukaryota, Metazoa, Porifera, Calcarea, Leucosolenida, Sycettidae. Bases 1 to 816 code for a protein of 271 amino acids. The record is from RefSeq and is a predicted model, not a curated record.